UAAUAAAACUGCGUCAAAGGGGACUUUGUUGUUUUUGGUUAUUUCGUGUUUAUUUUUGCCUUACUGUGGAGAGAAACACGGGUCUAGUCAUUAUCGAGAGCGGAGAAGAACUAUGCAAAAUGUGUUUUGUUUGCAGUGUCUGCUACACGUUUAUUUACACAAAAUAUUAGUAUAACUACUUUGACCUACGAAAAUCGGGAGUUUUAAAGCCGUAUGCAUAGACUUUCACCGGAAGUUGUCGCUCUUCUUCGUCGGCAGAGGGAGGUGGUUGCUCAGCUUGUGCCACGUUGAUGGAGACCAGUGUGGACGUGGAAAGCCGUCUGCAAUCCGCAGCCGGUACCCGGUAGUGUCUGUCCGUGGCUUUUCUCUGGUUUUUGGCCUUGAGCUGAACUCCACCGAGGAGUGUGGGCAUUGUUUGUCUUCUAUUUGAUGUGUGCGUUUAUGUGAGAAGGAGCAAAAGAGACAAGGAUGAAACUCAAAGAGAUCAACCGCACAGCCAUCCAGUGCUGGAGUCCUGCUCAGCACCACCCCAUCUACCUGGCCACAGGAACAUCAGCCCAGCAGCUGGAUGCCUCCUUUAGCACCAAUGCGUCUUUGGAGUUUUUUGAGUUGGAUCUGGCUAAUCCAUCUCUGGAUAUGAAGUCAUGUGGCAACUACUCCUCAACUCACAGAUAUCACAAACUGGUAUGGGGUCCCUACGGGAUGGAUGACCAGGGUCACCCCUCUGGUGUCCUAAUUGCAGGAGGGGAGAACGGCAACGUCAUUCUGUAUGACCCAGCAAAAAUAAUGGCUGGGGAGAGCGAUGUGAUCAUAGCUGAGAGUGACCGACACACAGGGCCAGUCAGGGCUCUGGACAUCAACCCCUUCCAACCAAAUCUGGUAGCAUCAGGUGGAAAUGAGUCUGAAAUCUUUAUCUGGGACAUGAACAACUUUGGUUCUCCGAUGACACCAGGACCUAAGACGCAGCCUGUGGAGGACAUAAGCUGUGUGGCAUGGAACAGACAGGUCCAGCACAUCCUGGCCUCUGCCAACCCCAGUGGCCGAGCCUCGGUGUGGGAUCUUCGUAAGAAUGACCUCAUUAUUAAAGUCAGCGACCACAGUAACAGAAUGCACUGUUCUGGCUUGGCCUGGAACCCAGAGGUGGCCACUCAGCUGGUCCUGGCCUCAGAGGAUGAUCGGUUGCCCGUCAUCCAGAUGUGGGACCUGCGUUUCGCUACCUCUCCUCUCAAGAUCUUAGAGAAUCACACACGAGGUGUUCUGUCCAUCGCCUGGAGCGUGGCUGAUCCUGAGCUGCUCCUGAGUUGUGGUAAGGACAGCAGGAUCCUGUGCUGGAAUCCAAACACUUCAGAGGUGCUGUACGAGUUACCCACCAGCAGCCAGUGGUGCUUCGACAUCCAGUGGUGCCCGAGGAACCCUGCCGUGCUGUCAGCCGCUAGCUUCGAUGGACACAUUGACAUCUACUCCAUCAUGGGAGGCAGCGACCGAGCGCAAAACCAGAGAAAUGCUGACCAGAUUAGCACUUCAUUCGGGAACAUGGAUCCCUUUGGAACAGGCCAAACGCUGCCUCCGCUGCAGCUGCCUCAGACCACUGUGCCCCCAGCUUCAGUAAAUCCUCUGAAGAAACCGCCCAAGUGGAUCCGCAGACCUGUUGGAGCUACGUUUGCUUUUGGUGGGAAGAUGGUUACUAUAGAGAAUGGGAAGCCAAACCCUCAGCAGCCCCAGCAGCCUACUCACCAUGUGGUGCAUAUCAGUCAGGUCGUCACGGAAACAGCCUUUCUGAAGCGCUCUGAUGAGCUGCAGGCCACUCUGACUGCAGGCACCUUUGUGGAUUUCUGCCAGGGAAAAAUCAGUGCUGCUGAAAAUGAAUUUGAAAAGACUCUCUGGUCUUUUCUCAAGGCUAAUUUUGAAAGCGAUAUCCGCAUCAAGUUUCUUGAACUUCUGGGAUACAACAAAGAAGAGUUGGCCUUAAAGAUUUCUGCAGCCCUAGAAGAAAAACCUGAUUCUCUCAAACCGGUGGAACCUCCUUCGGUCGUUCAGAACCCUUUACCUGACCUCAGCCUGGCUGCAGCUGUAGACAAUCCUGAAGCAGCGUUUGACCUGAUCGCUGCUGCCAACAUCCAACCAGCUGACACCCUUGAUCUGGACUCCCCUGUCGAGGCAGACGAUGAGAAGGCAGAGGAUGACGAUGAAGAAGAGGAUCUUCUUGCCAGUGAUCCAGAGGAGGAUGUGGUUCUCCCAAAGGGACAGACAGAGGAGGAUGAGAAGGAAGAGGAGGAGGACGACGAGGAGGAAAUUGCAUUAGAUGAGGAGACCCCAGCACCAGUGAAGGAGCCCAGUCCAGUUCAGUCCACAGCUACAACAUCAGAGGUCACUCAAGUCACAGCUCCAGCCUCUGAUGAAGGAGUCGACCUCAUCAUCAGUCAAGACGUGGACGGGCUCAUCACACAGGCCCUGCUGACUGGAGACUUUGAUGGAGCUGUGGACCUCUGUCUCCAUGACAACAGGAUGGCAGACAGCAUCAUCCUGGCCAUAGCUGGAGGAGCUGAGCUCCUGGAGAAAACCCAAAAGAAAUAUUUUGCCAAAACACACAGUAAAAUAACCAAGCUCAUCAGUGCCGUGGUGAUGAAAGACUGGCACCACAUCUUGAAGACGUGCAACCUGCAGAACUGGAAGGAGGCUCUAGCUGCUGUCAUGACCUACGCUCAGCCAGAGGAGUUCUCCUCUCUCUGUGACCUUCUUGGUGCCAGACUAGAGACAGCAGAGGGCGCUGACCUGCAAGCUCAGGCCUGUCUGUGUUACAUCUGCGCUGGCAAUGUGGAAAAACUGGUAGCUUGUUGGAUGAAAGGUCAAGAAAGACACUGCCCCCUGUCUCUCCAGGACCUUGUGGAGAAAGUGGUUGUGCUGCGUCGUGCAGUGGAGCAGACCCAGCACUCCAGUUCCACCACUGUUGGCGUCCUAUUGGCUGAGAAGAUGAGCCAGUAUGCCAACCUGCUGGCCUCACAGGGCAGUCUGUCCACCGCCAUCACCUACCUGCCUGACAACACCAACCAGGUUGCCGUAGAGCAGCUCCGCGACCGACUCAGUCGAGCUUUGGGACAGCAGGGCACGGCUCCCGCUGUUCCCGUGCAAACCCAGAGAACUCAGUCCCGACAACGGCAGACUCAGCAGGGCUCCUCGCUGCCACAGCAUCCUUUUACACCAGUGCAGCCUCCCAUGGUGCCUCCCUCUGCCCCUGCACCAGCCCAGAUGCACUUUUACCAGCCAGUGAGGGUUGCCCCCACUGUCACCUCCUGGAGUAACCAAUGUCCCACAGCUCUCCCCAAUGUCCCUCCUCCUCUUCAAGUAGGGAACGCCUCAGAGCAGCAGACGGAACCUCCGAACCCCAUGUAUGGCAUGAAAGCUUCCUCUUCAGCUGCUCCUCCUCCAGCCUCCUCCACUCCUGCCUACAUGCUCUCCCAUCAGUACCAGCCCAACCCUCAGGUCAACCAGUACCCAGCUGGAGCCGGGGUACAGUGCCCCACCUCUCCUGCCACCAGUGUCCCUCUUUCUCCUGUAGACCUGUGCUCCCCUGCUCAACCUGGCUUCCUCUCACCAUACACACAGCCCGUGUCUAUCUUCUAUCACAGACAAUCUUCCUUCAGUCAUGCUCUGUCCUCCACUCCACCGACGCUCAACCCCUACUUUCCUAAUGCCUCCUCCUGUUCCUCCGCUCUGUCUGCUCCUCUGUCCCCUGGAGCGUCUUUCCAGCAUGGAGGACCAGGAUCUCCUGUGUCAUACAUGCCUCUCUUUCCACUGAGUGGAAUCUCAGGUACACUGCAUGACCGUGACACCGACCCGACCCCCGCCUCUCAGAGAACAGGGCCUCAGAAUGGCUGGAACGACCCUCCAGCUCUGAGCAGAUCAUCAAAGAAGAAGCAGGUUCUAGAGAACUACACUCCCCCUGCACCCAUCACUGCUCCCAUCAUGGCUCCACUUGGUGCUGACCCUCAGGCACAGUCUGUGCCCUGUGGAGCUCCUCAGGGCAUGGGUCACGGUCUGCACAAUGCCCAGAUUCCCUACUCUGGCAUGCAACAACAACAACAACAACAACAACAACAGCAGCAGCAGCAGCAGCAGGUCACCUCUCCAGUAACCCUGAACCCUGGACUGCCCAAGAGUAACACAGAGGGAGCACCGGGAGCCCCUACUGGAGAUAUUGUGCAGCCUCUGAAGGCCAUGCCCGCUGAAAAGAUCAUGAAGAAGCCCAUCCCUGAUGAGCACAUGGUUCUUAAGACCACAUUUGAAGGACUCAUCCAGAAGUGCUUGGCUGUAGCUACAGACCCUCAAACCAAGAGAAAACUUGAUGAUGCCAACAAACGCUUAGAAGCACUUUAUGACAAACUCAGAGAGCAGACGCUCUCUCCAGCCAUCGUCGGAGGACUGCACAACAUCGCCAGGACCAUAGAGUCACAAUCCUACACCGAGGGCCUCAACAUUCACACCCACAUCGUCAGUAACAGCAACUUCAGUGAGACGUCGGCGUUCAUGCCCGUGCUCAAGGUGGUGCUGACGCAGGCCAACAAACUUAAGGUCUGAUCAGACAACAUUGAUUGUUCAAAGAAUGUGUCCCCGGUCCAGACAGACGGUGGAGAGCCGGUAGUCAGGGCCGAGCUGAACGGUUUUAAAAAUAAUUCACAGGAAGUGAAAUGAAGAUUUCAGAGAUGUAUGAAAAAGAAACUUUCCCUUUUUUUUGUGCCACUCACCUAAGCCAUGUCUCAUCACUCAGCAUUAAAGGGAACAGUUCAGAGCCCGAUGUAAAGCAGGUGGAGAGCAGAUAAAGGGCUAAACUGAGUUGUUUUUUUUAUUUUAAAGUAGCUCGCCAGUCAGUGAUCAGUAAAACCAAAUGAAAUGUCAUUAGUUAACAUUUGAGUCAUGCUUGUAGGAAAUUGAUUAUGAUAUCUGAACAAUUUCACAGAUUGAAGCCAUGUAAACUGCAGACCAUCUGUGUGAGGAAUACAUGUAUUUGGCAUUUACAAUACUAAGGGAGUAAAUGGAAGAACUAAAAAUAUAUAAAAAUCAGAACGAGACCCAGGAAUUUUAGGGCAUUUUAUCAGUGUAUUUGUAAUUUGAGGAAAACAUUAGUCUUGUGCAAAACGCAUGUCCUUCACUACCGCACAGAGAACCGUAAUUAGAGAAAUUUUAGCUUGCUUCAUUUUUAAAGUGUUUGAUUUUUUGUGCAAUAAUCACAUACUUUUAUGAUCCAUGAAUAUGUGCUUUAACCACCACAAACCUUUACUUUGUUUUCUUAAAGUCAGUGCAGGCCUUUAUGGCUUUUUGCAGUAGAUCUGCAAAACAGACUGCAGGGAUGUUUGUUUUAGCAGCAGACGUGAUAUGUAUUCAUUAAAAAAAAGAAACAUUUAGCUGUUCGAAUUAAAGCCAACACUUCCCUCUGCGAGCAUUUCAAGCAGCAUCACUGUUUCGAUCCAUCUGCACCGAAUAUUGCAUUUGCUUGUUUUCCAAACCUGCAUGUAAUGGCUUUCUUUCACCGCGUGAUGUCACUGCAUUAGACGGCGAUCAACUUCAACCUCAUCUGUAACAGACAUUUAAUCAUUUUUGUUUUCUUGACUUGUUUUUUCACAACAUCUAUGUAGUCACAUGUCUCAGCAAAGUGCAAUGGACGUCUUUUCCUUAAGUGUGCAUGCUUUACUCCAACGCUACAGUCGUCUUAAAUGGACACGGGGAGGAUGGAUCUGUUUGAGUCAGGCCUCAGGAAGAGACUGGAAUCAGACGUGUGUACUUGAUUUUCAUUCCAAUUCUAAUGAGAGCGACAGUCAGCCUCCGUUUGUGUUGUUAAUAAAGGAAAACAAGUCUUUGUUUUAGAUGGACUACAUUCAAUAUUUUCAAUAAAUAGUAUUUAUUUACGAAGA
Molecule: messenger RNA, 5906 nt
Organism: Cynoglossus semilaevis (tongue sole)
Lineage: Eukaryota; Metazoa; Chordata; Actinopteri; Pleuronectiformes; Cynoglossidae
Gene: sec31a
Product: SEC31 homolog A, COPII coat complex component
Exons: 28
Coding region: 469-4575 (1368 amino acids)
Biological process (GO): endoplasmic reticulum to Golgi vesicle-mediated transport; COPII-coated vesicle cargo loading; endoplasmic reticulum organization
Cellular component (GO): COPII vesicle coat; endoplasmic reticulum exit site
Molecular function (GO): protein binding; structural molecule activity
Source: RefSeq, a predicted model, not a curated record